AUGACGAUUGAACAACAAAGAGGCGGAGAAAAGUUAGAGAGAGAGGAGAAGCAACGGCCGAAUGCGGUAUUACCCGUGACCCCUGUUUCGGAGUUACAGGGCAGACCGUUCCCGAAGACUGCAGCCUGUCUGGUGAUCGGCGACGAGAUUCUUAAUGGAAAGGUGGCCGAUACAAAUUCCGGGUUUUUUGUCAAGUUUUGUUUCAAUCAUGGAAUUGUCGUUAAAAGAAUAGAGGUCGUUCCUGACGAGGAAGGGACUAUAAUUGAAGCUGUGAGGCGCCUCAGCAGCAAUUACGAUUUCGUUGUCACCAGCGGAGGAAUAGGGCCCACGCAUGAUGACAUCACGUAUCCGUCAAUAGCGCGAGCGUACGGUCUCCCACUGAAGUGCCAUCAACCGACGCUGGAUCGCAUGAACGGUGUGACGAAGGGCGUUCCGUUAAUGCAAUCCGACUCACGCAAACGCAUGGCACUCUUCCCGGAGCCGUCGCUCGUCGUCUUCCCUAGCGAAAGUCUGUGGGUGCCGAUAGUCAUUGUUAACGAGAACGUCCACAUAUUACCAGGAAUACCCGUGUUAUUUAGAGGAAUGUUAUCGGGGUACGGGAAAUAUCUUCGGGAGGGUGAAAAAUUUGUCACGAGGUAUGUGAAAACGUUCAAACAGGAAUCUCUCAUCGCACCGGUGUUGGCGUCGACCCAGAAGAAAGUGGAGAGCCUCGGAAUAAAGAUUGGAAGCUAUCCGAAAUGGACUGAAAACAAGAGAUUGGUGGUGGUGAGCUUGUUGUCAAGGGAGACAAACCGAGACGUGGUGACGGAGUUGGCCAAGGAGGUGGCGGCAGAGGUCGACGGAGUUCUGAUCGAUAAACUCGAUGAUGAUGAAGAGGGUGAUGUUGUCAAACCUGUUUAA
Messenger RNA from Acaulospora colombiana, 900 nucleotides. The record is from the annotation of a GenBank genome assembly. NCBI's taxonomy places the organism in Eukaryota, Fungi, Glomeromycota, Glomeromycetes, Diversisporales, Acaulosporaceae.